Lecanosticta acicola is the source of this 462-nucleotide messenger RNA. NCBI's taxonomy places the organism in Eukaryota, Fungi, Ascomycota, Dothideomycetes, Mycosphaerellales, Mycosphaerellaceae. The record is from the annotation of a GenBank genome assembly.
AUGCCUGAGAAGCUUGAAAUCGCCAGGCAACACUUUGCAUCGCUGGGAAUGCCUAUGAAAUGUGCGCAAUACGACAUAGCGAAAGCUUCGGAUCGGUCAAAUCCUGCAGCUGGUACGGUGAUCGGCGUGUUGCAAAACCAAAAGGUAUACCUGUACGUCGAGGACAAGCUCAAGGACAGUACCGACUUCAACCAACAAGCCCGUGCAACAUUAUCCACACCAUCCGUUUCAUCCUCUGGUUCAACUGGCCAAACAUCACCGACGCCAACCGGCCAGACGCAAAGCUUCUGGGCAUUCUCCACAAGCCUGAGACAGUUCUCCUAUCGGACUCGAGACAAUCAAUUGGUGCCACAGUCACAAUGGCCCCGGGCAACCGGUAGACACGUAGUCAUCAUAGCGGAGACUGGAAGGACUAUGGGCUAUGACUUUGACUCCAGACAGUGGCUCAGCGGUGGAAACUAG